Rotaria sp. Silwood1 is the source of this 687-nucleotide messenger RNA. The record is from the annotation of a GenBank genome assembly. NCBI's taxonomy places the organism in Eukaryota, Metazoa, Rotifera, Eurotatoria, Philodinida, Philodinidae.
AUGCUAGCUCAUCUGAGUGAAUAUUCCCUAGCAAUAAAAUAUUUUCAACGUCUCUUACGUGUUUUACCUAUUGAACAUGAAGAUCGACCCGAUAUACAUUACCAAUUGGCUCGUAUGUAUCGUUUUUUGGGUAAACAUCAACAAGCUAUUUAUUAUUUCCGAUGUGCUAAACUAUUACAACGACGUGGUUUGUCUUACAAUAAUUAUGAAUAUGGUAUGACAUUAGCUGGUCUUGGUACUGUUUAUAUGGAAUUGAACGAUUCAAAACGAGCAGUAUGUGUAUUAGAACAAGCUAGUAUUUGUUAUAAUCUUGCUUCACAAAAGUAUAAUACUGAAACAAUGUUUCAUUUUAAUCGACUUAGUUAUGCUUACUAUCUUGAACAACAAUAUGAACGAGCAUUACAAAUGCUCAAUAAAACAUUGAUCAUUUACAAGCAGAAAAUGCUAGUUGAUCAUCCUGGUCACGCUCAGACUUAUCACAAUCUGGGUUUGGUACAUCGUGCAAUGGGUAAUAAUGAUGAGGCACUCGCUUCGUAUCAAGACGCUCUCAGAAUGCGAGAGGCUCUACUUGCAACAAAUCAUCCCUAUGUGGCCCGUACAUGUUUUCAGAUCGGCUUACUUUUUGAAGACCGCAAAGAUUAUAAUGCAGCGCUUGAAUAUGCUAAGAAAGCAUUCAGCAUUCAAUAA